Molecule: messenger RNA, 994 nt
Organism: Amyelois transitella
Lineage: Eukaryota; Metazoa; Arthropoda; Insecta; Lepidoptera; Pyralidae
Product: zinc finger protein 782-like
Exons: 2
Coding region: 1-993 (330 amino acids)
Biological process (GO): negative regulation of transcription by RNA polymerase II; regulation of cytokine production; regulation of immune system process
Source: RefSeq, a predicted model, not a curated record
AUGACAGAUACUGCGUCAGCUGACACAUCGGGAGCUGACAAACGGCAACCAGGUGCCGGAAGUACAACCAACAGGACACAGCGCGAGUCUCGACGAGAGUCAACGUCACGGAGUGGUCAGGGUCCACUCCAAUGUGAUAUUUGUGGUAGACGUUUUAAAUUUAAAUCAAAUUUUGACAUGCAUUACAGAACUCACACUGGCGAAAAACCUUAUGAAUAUGACGUGUGUCAACGCAGAUUUAAUACGAGGAGUAGUUUAAAACGACACGUUAUAACUCAUACUGGUGAAAAACCUUAUGAAUGUGACGUGUGUCAACGUCGAUUUAAUGAAAAGGGUAAUUUAUUAAAACACCGUAGAACCCAUACUGGUGAAAAACCUUAUGAAUGUGACGUGUGUCAACGUCGAUUUAAUGUGAAGAGUAAUUUAUUAAAUCACCGUAGAACUCAUACUGGUGAAAAACCUUAUGAAUGUGACGUGUGUCAACGUCGAUUUAAUGAAAAGAGUAAUUUAUUAAAACACCGUAGAACUCAUACUGGUGAACAACCUUAUGAAUGUGACGUGUGCCAACGUCGAUUUAAUAUGAAGAGCACUUUAUUAUCACAUUAUAGAACUCACACUGGCGAAAAGCCUAAUGAAUGUGACGUGUGUCAACGCAGAUUUAAUGAGAGGAGUAAGUUAAAAAGACACAUUAGAACUCAUACUGGUGAAAAACCUUAUGAAUGUGACGUGUGUCAAUGUCGAUUUGUUCAGAAGAGUAAUUUAACAAAUCACAGGAAAACUCACACUGGCGAAAAAUCUUAUGAAUGUGACGUGUGUCAACGUCGAUUUGUUCAGAAGAGUAAUUUAACAAAUCACAGGAGAACUCACACUGGCGAAAAACCUUAUGAAUGUGACGUGUGUCAACGCGGAUUUGUUCAGAAGGGUGCUUUAACAAAUCACAGGAGAACUCACACUGGCGAAAAACCUUAUGAAUGUGACCCAAUGUCGAUUUAAU